This is a messenger RNA of Moesziomyces aphidis, 1410 nucleotides long. NCBI's taxonomy places the organism in Eukaryota, Fungi, Basidiomycota, Ustilaginomycetes, Ustilaginales, Ustilaginaceae. The record is from the annotation of a GenBank genome assembly.
AUGCUCGACUGCCUGCGCAAUGCGCGCCAAACACGGCCUCGAUUGGGCCAUUUUCGCGACCCUAAUUUUCGAGACCCUUUUCUCGCGCUGCACAGGCGCUCAGACGCUCAGACGCUCCACCGCCCCGCUGCUCGGCUGCUCAGCUGCUCAGAUGUGAUUUCCAACAAGCUAAGCUCGGCCGCUCAAGCUUCCGAUCUUCAUCUGACACCAACACCGGCCGAACUCAACGCUGGCGAGAUGAGCUCGCGUCGAUCGGCACGCGCUUCCGCCGCAAGCCGGCAGAGCUAUCGCGAAGACUCGGACGAAGACCAUGCGGCGCCUGACGACCUGACAGAGGACGAGUACGAACAGCACGACGCUGCCAGCGCAGAAGACGACGAGCCCGAGCCUGAACCUUCCGAUUCCGACGAACAGCGAGAGUCCAGCCGCAGUGCCAAGCGUCGCAAGACCGGCUCGUCCACUCCGUCCAGCAGGGCGGCGGCCAGCAAGGCGGCGCAGAACUCGGACUGGGCACCCGGCGUUACUCGCGUCGUGGCCAAACUCGUCGGCGCGCCCACCACCGACCACGUCCCCAAGGGUGAGCUCAGUCCCAAUGUCUUGCGGUUCCUUUCGGAUCUGGCCGCCAACAACGAUCGUGAUUGGUUCGCUCAGCACGACGCAGUCUACCGCUACUGCUGGACCAACUUUGGCGACUUUGUAUCCGCGGUUCUCGACGACAUUAUGACGCACGUCGAUCCCACCGUCCCCUGGCUCCCCACCAAAGACCUCGUGUACCGCAUCUAUCGCGACGUGCGCUUUUCGAAUGACAAGACUCCCUACAAGACGAACCUCAUGGCAUCGUACAGCAGAGGCGGACGAAAGGGCCCAUUUGCCGGCUACCACGUCUUGAUCAAACCUGGCGGGCGCAGCUUCUUUGCAGCGGGCCGGUGGCAGCCGGAAAAGGAAGACCUUGCUGCCAUUCGUCAGCACAUCCUCGAGAACACUGAUCAAGCACAAGCUCUGCGCCAAGCAGUCCAAGAACCCAGCUUCGUCAAGUGGUUUGGUCCACCCAAACUCAACGCCGACUCGAAAGUCAAAGCCAAAACCAAAUCCAAGCCCGACCAACAACGAUGCAAUCUCUGGGGAGGCGAUGACGAGCUCAAAGUGGCGCCCAAGAUCGCCGGCGUGGACAAGACGCAUCCCGACAUCCACUGGCUCAAGUUGCGCAGCUUCUGCGUGAUUCACACUUUCACAGACGCUGAAGUUCUCAGCAAGCACUUUCGAAAACGCCUGAUCGAGGCCGCCAAGGUGUCCGAACCACUCGUCACCAUCCUCAACUCGAUAACCUCGCCGGAUCCACCGUCCCCACCAGCUUCCGACGGAGAGCAAGCUUCGCAGGACGAGGAAAGCGCCGAAGAAGACGACGACUAG